This is a messenger RNA of Striga hermonthica, 1203 nucleotides long. The record is from the annotation of a GenBank genome assembly. Lineage: Eukaryota; Viridiplantae; Streptophyta; Magnoliopsida; Lamiales; Orobanchaceae.
AUGAAAUUCAGCGUGAAGGUGUGGAGCCAGGGCGGCGCCGCCCGGGCUGGCGUGCUGCAGGUCGGCGGCUUCUCGACGGAGACUCCUGCUCUCCUCCUCCAUACCCGUAAGGGCCUUCCCGCUUUCAUCUCCCCCGACCUUCUCUCUGCUCUCCCUACUCCUGAUUCUCGCCUCCUUCAAUUCAGCCCUCUUCACUUCUCGGAAGGCAUCUCUCUCAAAACCAUAUCCGAUUUGGGGGGCCUGCACAAGAUGGUGGGUUUGGAUGAACACGCGUUUGUGGCUGUUCCGAGGGAUUCAGUUAUAUCCCUACCAGAUUAUCAGAGCACGAACAAGAUUGGAGCUUCUUUCGAGACCCCUUGCGGUCGGCUUCUGAUGAAACCGCUGCAGUAUGUGGAGAUGAUAUCCUCAAUGAAACCCAAUAUGUGGGCCACUUUGGCAGACGAAGUGCCUACAUGGGUUUCUCAGAAGAGAAACAGGGCUUCGGUCGAUCGUACUGUGAGAUGGCUCGAUGAUUGCCUAAAAUCAGAUUCCGCCAACAAUACAGGUGGAGCAGUCUUUGGGUCCAUUGUAGGAGGCUGUAAUAUUGAAGAACGGAAACGCUGUGCACAAGAAGUUGCAAAGAGAAACGUUUCAGGUUUUUAUUUAGGUGGGUUUGGGCUUGGAGAGAGUAUGGACGAACGCCCUUCUAUUCUCAGUGUUAUUACCGAAAUGUUACCAGAGGAUAAGCCACGCCAGAUCUGUGGUCUUGGGCUUCCAGAAGAAGUCUUGCAAGGUGUUGCUGCUGGUGUUGAUUUAUUUGACUCCACAUAUAUAUACCAUCUUACACUUGGAGCCUUUGCUCUUACAUUCCCUCUAGAGGAAAAUGGUAGACACAAUAGCUAUGGUGAUCAGCCGUGUGAUACUGGUGACGAUGGCACGAAGAUCAAUUUAAGAGCAACCAUUUACAGGAAAGACAUGUCACCAAUUCUCGAUGGCUGCAAGUGCUACACAUGUCAGAAUCACACGAAGGCUUAUAUAAACCAUUUGUUUAACGUUCAUGAGAUGCUGGCUCAUAUUCUGUUAGAAAUCCAUAACACGCAUCACUAUCUAGGAUUCUUCCGUGCGAUUAGAGAAGCAAUUAAAAGAGGCGUGUUUGAGGAGUUUCGCCUAAAUUUUGUUCGAAAUAGACGUGACCAUAUUCUUGCCACAGCUUUUAACGUCUGA